Messenger RNA from Dendrobium catenatum, 3822 nucleotides. RefSeq lists its product as uncharacterized. The transcript has 5 exons. The record is from RefSeq and is a predicted model, not a curated record. Lineage: Eukaryota; Viridiplantae; Streptophyta; Magnoliopsida; Asparagales; Orchidaceae. The coding region runs from base 1 to 3822 and encodes 1273 amino acids. Gene Ontology annotation, molecular function: catalytic activity.
AUGGAAGAUUGUCUCCCCUCAAACUCUGUAGAUUCUUUUUCAGAGAAUGAGACCAGCAGCUCCAAAGUUACAGAAGAACCACCUGAUAUCAGAAAUCAGAGCAACAUCCCGCCUAAGACUAGAUCUCAUGUCAGUAAUGGGAAAUCCCCAAAUAAGUCAAAGCCCCCGAAGGGGAAAUCGGCCAAGAAGGCCAAAGCAAAGAUUUCAACCUCCUCUGUUGAAGACCCGUGGUUCCGCCGCUCUCAUUUACUGUUUGAGAACGAAGGCAGUUGUAAUAACUUUAGGGACUCUUCCCCUGGUAGAAUUUGGAUUAAAUGGGAUUCUUCAACGGUCUCUUUUAAUCUUAUCUUCUCUACUUCGCAAAUUAUACAUGGUAUCCUGUCUAUAGGAUCUUUCCCUCCCAUCUACAUCUCUGUGAUUUAUGCUUCGAAUAGCAUUGAUGAGCGUAAAGCCUUGUGGAACCUUUUAGCUGAUAACAUUCCUCCUCAAGACCAACCUUGGAUCAUUCUUGGAGACUUCAACUGUUAUAGAUUUGAAUCAGAAAAAGCGGGCGGUUCUUCCCCUCUCUCUAGCCGGCUUGGGGAACUUAACAAUAUGAUCUUCAACUGUGGUGUGCAAGAUCUUUCUUCCACGGGGCUUUUCUACACCUGGUUUAAUCAAAGGGCGGUUGACCCGAUACACAUUAAACUUGACAGAGUUUUGGUUAAUGCGGCUUUUCUUGAUUUCUUGCCAUCAGCCUAUUACAAAGUGGAACCUCCUUUGGGAUCAGAUCACUCUCCCUUAAUUUUGGUCCCGACCAAUGCCAAACCCAUCUCUACUCGGUUUAUGUUCAAAAACUUUUGGACUAAUAUGGAUGGCUUCUGGGAUGAUGUUCACAAUGCAUUUUCUUCUAGGACUGUCAGAAGUCCGUUAGCUUCCUUUUACCAUAGCUUACAUAGCCUCAAAGGGUCUCUCAAAAAUCGGAUUUGGGCUUCUUCCUCCUACCUCACUAACUCCAUCCAUGAGAUCAAGUAUAUGCAGAACCAAUGUUUAUUAGACCUUCAAUCUCAACCUCUCAACUUGGAGUUAAACUCCAAUUUGAAAUGUAUCAAUGAGAAACUUGCUUCUUUACAAGCUAAUUGGACUUCUUGGAUUACUCAAAAAGCAAAAGCCCUCUGGCUUACUCAUGGGGAGGAGGAUGUGGGUUUUCUUUAUGCCAAAAUCAGAAGCAGAAACAACAGGAAUAUUAUUAAGGAGAUUACUACUGGGGAUGGUCAUUUCUUUGAUUUCAAUGACAUUUCUAAGGCGGUGGUGAAUCAUUUUAAGAUGCUAUACAAUCCUAUAGCUCCUCCUCUCAUUUUACCUUUAGACCUUCCUACGGGUAACUUGGUCCCCUCUCAUUUUCAGAGUAUGUUGGUUGCUCCUAUCUCCUUUGAAGAGGUUAAAUCUGCUAUUUUUGAUGGUAAAGUCACUUCCACUCCUGGGCCGGAUGGUUUCUCUUAUGCUUUUUAUAGGAAGACUUGGCACAUCCUUGGUACUCAAGUUUUUGAUGCUGUUAACAGUUUUUUCACUUCUGGAUCUCUCCCUAAAGGUGUUAAGGCCACUGCAAUCACUCUGAUCCCCAAAUGCUCUCAUGCUUCUAACAUUAAUGAUUUCAGGCCCAUUUCGCUUUGUAAUAUUUUCUACAAAAUCAUUGCAAAAAUUAUUGCUGAAAGACUCAAGAAGGUGCUUCCUCACAUUAUACAUGAAAGUCAAUCUGAUUUUAUUGCUAACAGAUGUUCCACUGAUUACAUCAUCUUAGCAUCUAAAAUUCUAAGGGAUUUUAAAGGCUCUCAAAAAAGUUUCUGUGCUAAACUUGACAUCAAAAAAGCUUUUGACUCUGUCUCUAGAGAAUUUCUGAUUGCUAUACUUCUUCAAAAGGGAUUUCCGAGAAUUUUUGUCUCUUGGAUUAAAACCUGCAUUUCUGACGUUUAUUUUUCUGUUUGCCUUAAUGGGUCUCUGGAAGGAUUCUUCAAAUCCUCUUCUGGGCUUCGACAAGGAUCUUCUGACAGCUCUACUUUUAAAGGGGUCAAUAUUAAUCAUCUCAUGUAUGCGGAUGACCUCCUUGUUUUUGGAGAAGCUUCUCAUGCCAAUGCUGUCUGUCUUUCCAACUGCCUAAAUCUUUUUGGCUCUCUCUCUGGACUUCAUGUGAAUGCUGCCAAAAGCUCUAUUCUGUUCUCUAAUAAUGCACCCGAGAAGCUUGAUAUUUGUGGGGAACUUGGUAGACUUCAAUUCCUCAAAUUUACCAUUGCAAAUACUAUUGCUUAUUGGAUUAGAGGAUCCAUAAUACCUAAGUCUUGUUGUGCCUCCAUCAAUAAACUUUGUUCUAGAUUCUUAUUUCAUACUAAUAUCAUGGAAAGAAAGUUGCAUCUCAUUGCCUGGUCUAAAGUCACGUUGCCAAAACAGUAUGGAGGGCUUGGUCUCCCCUCCUUUGAGGCUCUUUACCAUGGGGUUUUUUGCUCCAUCAUUGGCAGGUUUUAUAAUUCUAAAAACCUCUUGUCCCACUGGUACAAAGCAAAGUUUGUCUCUCCUUGGAGGCCGGUUUCCCCUGGUGCAUCUAAUUUCUGGAAGAAAAUCUGUGCUACAGCAAUUUUGAUUAAAGAGAAUAUCUCCUUUUCUGUGUCUCCUGAUAGUGAGUUCUCUUUUCUGUGGGACCCGUGGCUCAAGGGAGAUAUUAUUGCUAACCAUUUUAUCUUUGUGGCUAGUGAUGAUUUCACUGUGAAACAAUUAUUCUCUAAUGGGACUUGGGAUCUUCCUACCUCUUUCCCAAAUUCGCUUACUGAGGCUAUUUCAAAUUCUACAAUCAAUGAAAGUUCUGGCAUCCUUUGGAAUGGUUCCCCUUCGUGGGCUUUUAAGUUCUUUAUUGAGCAAUUUCACUCCCAUUUACCAAAAGUUGACUGGUCUAUUUCAAUUUGGCACAAGAAGCAUUCUCUUAAAUUCGCUUGUUUUACUUGGAUGGCGGUGCUCGGAAAACUAAAAACUGCUGAUAAUUUGCUGAUUAGGGGCAUUGAGGUGCCCAUCAUUUGCUCUCUUUGCAAUGAUUUUGCUGAGAAUCACAAUCACCUCUUUUUUGCUUGUGAUUUCUCUUUUAACAUUCUCAAGUUCAUCUUACCUGAUGUAAAUUGUUUCUUGUUGAGGCCUACAUUAACUCAGGUUUUGGAAUUUUUUAACAAUUCCAACUGCUUUACUUGUUUGGAGAAGGAUCUUUGCUACUUAUCGGUUAGCUGUAUUCUGUAUCACCUUUGGCGUGAGAGAAAUGGCCGGCGUUUCUCUGCUAUGAGAACCAAUUCGAUGGAAAAACAAAGACAAUCUCCUCCAAAGAUUCACUGGCAUUUAGUUGUGUUUUUUAGAGGCUUAUGGUACUACAGGAUUGCUAUUUUGGAGGCUUAUAUUUCUAUUUUAUGCGGUGAUUCCUGGCAUACUGAUUUUUGGGAGUUCUGCUUGUGGCUCCGCUACUUUUUCAGACCUGGGAAGAUCAUUUUGGUGAUUGUGGCUGGCUUCUCUUCAGUCCAAUCCUGUUCCUUUUUAAAGAACAUUAUGCUCAUUUCUUGGGUAUACGGUUUUGUUGACUUCCAUCCUGAUGGCUGUUACCGGUGGAGGCAAUUCUACAAUCUGACAAUGAUGACUGGUUCAGAUCCUUCUUGUGCCAUGGAGGGCUGCUCCAGCAACCUGGCACAAAUCUUGUGCGCUUUUGACGUGCCUGGAGGCUCUGUGAUGGCUUUCGUUUUUGUUCUUGAUGGGCAACCGGAGCUUCCGCCGCCUUUUGGAUGCUUUAGACUGAAUCUUUAUGAUGUCUGGAUCUGA